Molecule: messenger RNA, 1856 nt
Organism: Haliaeetus leucocephalus (bald eagle)
Lineage: Eukaryota; Metazoa; Chordata; Aves; Accipitriformes; Accipitridae
Gene: CBFA2T3
Product: core-binding factor, runt domain, alpha subunit 2; translocated to, 3
Exons: 13
Coding region: 87-1856 (589 amino acids)
Biological process (GO): DNA-templated transcription; negative regulation of DNA-templated transcription
Cellular component (GO): nucleus
Molecular function (GO): transcription corepressor activity
Source: RefSeq, a predicted model, not a curated record
CCCGCUCCUACCGGCCCCUGCCUUGGGACUUACCUCACGCCUCCGCCACACCUCAGGACGAUAACGUGGAGACACAGACCGCCACCAUGCCCGACUCGCCGGCCGACGUGAAGACACAGUCCAGGUCCACGCCGCCCAGCAUGCCUCCGCCGCCGCCGGCCGUCACGCAGGGAGCCACGCGCCUCCCCUCCUUCACACCAAACACCAAUCGAGACGCUGGCCCUCCGACGUUUCUGCCUCGCGGCCGUUUUCAUGGUUGCUUGAAAUGGUCGAUGGUCUGUCUUUUGAUGAACGGGAGCAGCCACUCGCCGACCGCCAUCAAUGGGGCUCCGUCCACCCCAAACGGGUUCAGCAACGGGCCGGCCACCUCCUCCACCGCCUCCCUCUCCACCCACCAGCUCCCGCCGGCCUGCGGCGCCCGCCAGCUCUCCAAGCUCAAGCGGUUCCUCACCACGCUGCAGCAGUUCGGCAAUGACAUCUCCCCCGAGAUCGGGGAGCGGGUGCGAACCCUCGUCCUGGGGCUCGUGAACUCCACGCUCACCAUCGAGGAGUUUCAUGCCAAGCUCCAGGAGGCCACCAACUUCCCGCUGCGACCCUUCGUCAUCCCCUUCCUCAAGGCCAACCUGCCGCUGCUGCAGCGGGAGCUGCUGCACUGCGCCCGCAUGGCCAAGCAGACGCCGGCCCAGUACCUGGCGCAGCACGAGCAGCUGCUGCUGGACGCCAACGCGUCUUCUCCCAUCGACUCCUCCGAGCUGCUCCUGGAGGUGGGCGAGAGCGGCAAGAGGAGGACGCCAGACAGGACCAAAGAGAACGGUUUGGACCGAGACCCUCUGCACCCCGAGCACCUCAGCAAGCGGCCGUGCACCAUGAGCCCGGCGCAGCGCUACAGCCCCAGCAACGGGCUGAAUCACCCCCCCAACGGGCUGGGACACCCCCCCCCCGCCGCUCCCCCUCUCCCCCAGCACUACCGCCUGGAGGACAUGGCCAUGGCGCACCAUUACCGCGACGCCUACCGUCACCCCGACCCCCGGGACCUCCGCGAGCGCCAGCGACCCGCCGCGGUGCACGGGACGCGGCAGGAGGAGGUGAUCGACCACCGGCUCACCGACCGGGAAUGGGCGGAGGAGUGGAAACACCUCAACAACCUGCUGAACUGCAUCAUGGACAUGGUGGAGAAGACGCGCCGGUCGCUGACGGUGCUGCGGCGGGGCCAGGAGGCCGACCGCGAGGAGCUCAACCACUGGAUCCGGCGCUACAGCGAUGCCGAAGACAUGAAGAAAGGCAGCCCCCCCUCCGCCCGCCCCCACAACAGCUCCUCCGCCUCGGAGGCACCCCAGUUAGACGCUCACCGGGAGUUCGCGCCGCGGCCCCUCUCCGGGUACAUGCCGGAGGAGAUCUGGAGGAAGGCUGAAGAAGCUGUGAACGAGGUAAAGCGUCAGGCCAUGUCCGAGCUGCAGAAGGCCGUGUCGGAUGCCGAGCGGAAAGCCCACGAGCUGAUCACGACGGAGCGAGCCAAGAUGGAGCGAGCCCUGGCCGAGGCCAAGCGCCAGGCUUCGGAGGACGCCCUGACCGUCAUCAAUCAGCAGGAGGACUCGAGCGAGAGCUGCUGGAACUGCGGACGCAAAGCGAGCGAGACCUGCAGCGGCUGCAACACCGCUCGCUACUGCGGCUCCUUCUGCCAACACAAGGAUUGGGAGAAGCAUCACCACGUCUGCGGGCAGACUCUGCAAGGGCUGCCGGCCCCCGCCGCCCCCGCCGCCGGUGUGGGGCUGCCGCCGGGUCCGGGCCAGCCCGACGGGGUGGCCACCAUCGCCAGCAGCCCCAGCGAGACGGUGUACUGUAUGUUUGACCUGUGA